Messenger RNA from Ostertagia ostertagi, 573 nucleotides. The record is from the annotation of a GenBank genome assembly. Lineage: Eukaryota; Metazoa; Nematoda; Chromadorea; Rhabditida; Trichostrongylidae.
AUGAUGAUGUUCGUCUAUGUUCACUGCUGCAUGUUGCUCCUCUGGAGCUUCUACCCUGUAUGCUACUCUUACAUCGACGACGAUACGAUUGAAAGAGCCAUGGAGGGUGAAUGGGUUGCUCUACAAGGCAGUGACGAUGAAGCAUUGAUCAAAGUGGCGGAGCUGAAAGAUGCUGGUUCUUCUUUUGAUGCAGCAGAAUCGUUUUGCCGAGAACAUGAAUCCCAUCUGACGUCGGUUCUAUCCGAAAACGAAUUGAACUUUAUAGGAGAGCUAGUGCUAAGGCUCGAUCUACGUAAAGGAGGUUCUGGUGGUCCUAAAGAUUCUAAAUACGUGAAUGCACUGACAGGCUUGCGGGGUGAAGCCAUUUUUAAGUGGAUUGAUGGUUCUCCAACUGACUUCGCUUCAUCGACUGUAAAGAUGGAGAGGACGUGUUUCGAUGUGAGUUAUUUUUUGUUUGACGCUUACUUGGUUCGCUGGUGUUGUUCUAAUGGCUCUGUACGUUUCACGAAAGGCUCCUCUAACGACCCACAGCUUCUCGCCGCAGUCUCCCAUCGGCUGCUGCUACACCUCUAG